Molecule: messenger RNA, 3209 nt
Organism: Ornithorhynchus anatinus (platypus)
Lineage: Eukaryota; Metazoa; Chordata; Mammalia; Monotremata; Ornithorhynchidae
Exons: 11
Coding region: 142-1986 (614 amino acids)
Biological process (GO): NADPH regeneration
Cellular component (GO): cytoplasm
Molecular function (GO): nucleotide binding; oxidoreductase activity
Source: RefSeq, a predicted model, not a curated record
GAAUCAUCACCAUCACAAGGGAGAUUUAGCGUGUGUAAGAACUACUUUCCAUUGCUGUUUGGGAAAACUGGCUUCUGGGAAAGACGUCUCCUUGGAAAAAUCGAGGCACGCUUGUUGUGAAUUUCAUGUUUAUUAAGCUUGAUGGGCUUCCGCUCUCUCUCAGCCACAAGAAAGCCGGCAGGACAGGAGGCGGCCCGGGCCCGCUCUAACCCCCCGACGGACCGAGCCCCGCCGGGACCCACCGAGCGCACCGCCCCCCGCCAGCCGCACCAGCCCCCGCCGACCAUGGGUCGGAAGAAGAAGACCCUGCACGAUUACGCGGCGGAGUUCACGGACCUGGGGGUGAAGCGGCAGCUGGGGGAGCCCGGCUUGUCGGGGGACCCCUCGGUGGUGGAGACUCUCUACUGCAAGCCCUGCCAGCUGCCCAUGCGGGUCAGGCGGGAUCGCAUCUUGGAGCACCUCUCCUCGGGGAGGCACUAUCGCAACCGCAGGCUCGUCAAGCAGCCCGGCGCCCGCAACCCCAUCCUCAUAUCCGCAGCCUCAGAAGCGGGUACCAGCCUUCCUGCCCAACCCGAUCCUCCACCUCUGCUUCCUCAGCCCCCGUUGGUUUUCUCACCCUCCUCCUGCAUCACCAGUACCAGCGUGGGCUCCGGCCCCGGGCCGAGCACGGUGCCGUCUCCUCCGUCCUUCCCCCGAUCUCAGCAUCCUGUCCAUCCCGGAGCCAUCAGCUCCACCACCAACGCCCCGCCCACCCGGGAGGACCAGAUACCAUCCACCUCCUCCUCCGCCCACCCGACGGCGUUCUCCGCCUUCCAACCGAAAAGGAUCCCGGGCGCGUCCAGGCUGGCGGACCCGAGGCUCGUUGUUUCGGAAGGGUCCAACGGCGUGGUUUCCAAAGGCGGGGUGGGAUGGGGUGGUGGCCGUGGAGCCCCAGGGAGCGGCGGCCUCGGCCUGGCCCUCUUCGGGGUGGGGUACGGGAGCCCGGCGUUGUUCCGGAGUUUAACGGAAGAGACCUGUUGCCAUCUGCUGUAUAUCGUCGAGGACCAGCUGUGCGAUGUGGAGCGAGCCUUUAACAUGGAACUGCUGGCCAACACGCGAGUUCUGCGGGAGCAGGACGCUGACAUCGUACUCAAUGACCAACGAGUCUCUGGAGUGAUAGUCUGUUUACCCCCCGAAACAGCCUCGGAGGUUGUAAUUGAUGCUUUAAGAGCUGGGAAAGGGGUGUUUUGCGAAAAGCUGCCCGGCUUGGACCGGCAGACGGCCGAGGCCUGUUUCGAAGAAGCCGACAGGUGCGGAAAGCCUCUGGUCUGUGGAUUCUACAAGCGUUUUGAUCCAGCUCUGCAGUUUUUAUACGAGAAAGUCCGCGACAGCCAGGCUCUCGGGAGGAUAUGCCGCGUUUCUGCGGUCAGCAGCCUCUACCCCUCAGCUCCUCUCAGCUUCCUGAAAAAGUCAGGUGGCAUCUUCUAUCACGUCGCCGUACACGAUAUCGAUUUCAUCAGUCUGCUGUUGGGGGAGAGUACCCCAGAUACAAUCUUCUCCCUAGGUCAUGCGUUGUGCGCAGACAUGGCUUCUCUGAAGGAUGCGGAUUCGGUCAUAGUCAGCAUGAAAUUUCCGAGUGGAGCCAUUGUAAGUUUAGACAUCAGUCAGCACUGCACGAAAAGCUGUGAUCAGAGACUGGAGGUCCGUGGUUCCCAAGGAACAUUACGGGUAGAUAAUCAGAACCCCUUGGGGAUCACUGAGCACGGGACCUCUGUCUCGCUCUGCACCCAAAACCAGACCGAUCGGUAUCGGGAAGCUUACAGAGAGCUCCUUCGACAUUUUCUCAGAACCCUGAAAGGGAAGGAGUCGCCGGCCAUCACCAAAGAGCAGGUUCUGUGGGCCAUUCAGGUGGCGGCGGCCGCCGAGCAGUCCUGGUGGAACGGCUCAGCCGUGGACCUGCGCAACGAAGCCGUCGACGCCUCCAUCAUCAAGACGGAGAUCCUGUGAAGAGCGCUGCCACCGACCACCGGGAGCUCUGAGGAACUUUUCCUGCCGGGGGAGCCAGGCCCCGGGUGGGCCUUGGAGGGAAGGAGGGUCUAGAGGCGGGCGGGGGGAUCCCGAGGGCUGUCGUGCUGACCAAAGCCCUCCUCCUCCCUCCUUCCCGAGGGAACGGGGGCCCGCCAGCUGCCUCCCUAAUCUGAGUGUCUCUCAGAGGAAGUAGGUCAGAGGGUCCCUCCGUCUCCCCUGCCACUCCCCGCCCGCCCCGGUCUUCACCGUCCUCAGACGUUAAUUGUGGAUGGAUGGGCAGGACUGGGGGAGCGCUCUGGGUCUGACCGAGCCUGGCACUGCCAGCGGAGCCCGUCAGAGCCUUCUGGGCACACGGCUGGAUUGGCAAGGAUCUGGGCGUCUGAACGUGGUGGUGAGACGCCACAGCCGUUCCCAAGAAAGCUGCUCUGCGCCUCCUCCCCUGCAAUCAGGAAAUAGAAAAUAGCUGCCGGAGAAGCCUCCCAAGGCUCCUGGGCCAGCGAGCCAGAGAGAGUUCUCUCCAGUUGGCGAGAUGGGCCGGCCCUGGGACCGACUCUCUUCGGAAGGGACAGGAAACCUUUUCCUUUCUUCUCAGUGACCGGAAGAUUCAUUACCCGGUAAGUGUACCCGAAAGUACAGUGCCUUCUAAGUUGGACAGAUCUUCCUGAAGCCAAGUGAUUUCUAUGUUCUCUAGUCCUCCACCAAGCUUCUUGCAAACGUUUUUAUAAAGUUGGCUCUUCUUGCCUCUCUCUGUUGGACCCAGUUUUGUUUUUAUAUAUAUGUAUACAUAUAUAUAUAUUUUUUUUCCCCCAAGAAAAAUAUAAGGUUUUUGGCAACGUAUUAAAAAUAUCCCUCUGGAGUCGAAUGUGCUAGUGUAACACUUUUAGGUGACUUUUUUUCUUAAUGAAAGAUUAUUUUAAUUAGACUUGGUUUAUUUGUGAUCCUCUAUAUUUUUAUAUACACAUAUAUAUAUAUAUAUAUAUCAUAUCUAAAUUUAGGGAGAGCUGAGGUAUUUGUGACGAAAUGUGGUUCUUUUGUGGAAUUUGUUUCAAGACCAGUGUGAUUUUCAAAACCCAAAGAGUAGGCUCUCCGUGAGAAAAGUUACUGUCAGAAGACUCUAUUUUCCGAGUCCUUUGUGAGGAUAGUUUACGAGUAAAAUUGUAUGAAGCCAAAGCAUCUGCUCAUUAAAAGAAAGUUGAUUUGUU